GUCAAUACGCCCCUGUGUCCAUGGUGAGAGGUUGAGGCGUCCGAGCUCCGGCACAAGGCACCAGGGCGCCGGGAGGGCGAGGAUGUCAGCUUCGUUAGUCCGGGCCACCGUCCGGGCUGUGAGCAAGAGGAAGCUGCAGCCUACCCGGGCCGCCCUCACCCUGACACCUUCAGCAGUAAACAAGAUAAAACAACUUCUUAAAGAUAAGCCUGAACACGUAGGUGUGAAAGUUGGUGUCCGAACCAGGGGUUGUAAUGGUCUUUCUUACACUCUUGAAUAUACGAAGACAAAAGGAGAUUCUGAUGAAGAAGUUGUUCAGGAUGGAGUCAGAGUGUUCAUCGAAAAGAAAGCACAGCUAACACUUUUAGGAACAGAAAUGGACUAUGUGGAGGACAAGUUAUCCAGUGAGUUUGUGUUCAACAACCCAAACAUCAAAGGAACAUGUGGCUGUGGAGAAAGCUUUAAUAUUUGACGCCUCAGGACUGCUGUGGCGGGAGCUCCAGGAAAGCGGUGGGAGCCCCGGCUCACUGAAGAAAUCGUGUGACUGUCACGGGCUUAAGGCUGAUAAUGCAUGGCUGCCUCAGGAGGAAAAUAAACUGAUACAUUGUGGAAAUGAAGCCAGUGUGUUAGAUUUCAGAAGUGAUAUUUGUAUUCUUUUUAGGGGACAGAAGGUGAGAAGCCAUCACUGUCUUUGGGUCAUUUUUCAGAUCUGUAAAGAAAUAAAAUCCUACCCUGCACUUAAUUCUUUUGCAUCCUUUCUGUUAGAAACAGUUGUACGGAAGGUGCCUAACUGGGAGGAUUUCGGGAAGCACAUUCUUAAUAGGUGUGCACUCUCUAGUUCUCUGUUGAACAGUUUGAAUGUGCUUCUCCAGGCCAGAUCAAUGGUUCUUAAAAUUCAGAGGCAGAAGUCCUGCUGGGUUGAUGUGGUGGCUGCACUGUUUUUCUAUACAAGCUUGGCAUGGCUUUUCUACUUUUUUUUUUUUUAAUCCUCACCUGAGGAUAUUUUUGCAUUUAUCUUCAGACAGAGUGGGAGGAAGGG
This is a messenger RNA of Molossus molossus (Pallas's mastiff bat), 1039 nucleotides long. It is a transcript of the gene ISCA1, whose product is annotated as iron-sulfur cluster assembly 1. NCBI's taxonomy places the organism in Eukaryota, Metazoa, Chordata, Mammalia, Chiroptera, Molossidae. The transcript has 4 exons. Bases 83 to 472 code for a protein of 129 amino acids. Gene Ontology annotation, molecular function: 2 iron, 2 sulfur cluster binding. Gene Ontology annotation, cellular component: mitochondrion; cytoplasm. The record is from RefSeq and is a predicted model, not a curated record. Gene Ontology annotation, biological process: iron-sulfur cluster assembly.